AUGAUGCGAGAGGCAUUCAUGGAGCUCGAAAGAACCAUCACCGUUUCCGAUCGAGCGCAGCUAAAACAUUUAUCGCUUGAAGAUGUUCAACAGGCUGCUCUCCAAGUCGAAAAGCAGCUUUCUGCAAGUCAGUCGCUGCGUAACAUGCGAAGAUUGUCACCUUUGUUCACCGGCUUGGGGUACUACUCACAAGCAAUCGAGGUUUUAUGCAAUGGAACGCCGUAUAUGCCUUGGUUGUGGGCGCCCAUUAAGCUUGUGUUGAAGAUAUCGGCCGAUUACAUCGAAGCUUUCGAGCAGAUCAUCAAGGUUUAUAGCAGGCUAGCUGAGCCCUUGGCUCGAUUCAGGUUAUUUGAUCGUUCGUUCUCAAACAACAUGGAGGUCCAAAACACAUUGGCAGUGUAUUACUCCGAUAUUCUCAAGUUUCACGGAGAAGUCUAUAAGUUUGUCCGGCGAAAUGCAUGGCAGCGCCUCUUUGCUACUUCCUGGGGACGGUUCCAACGACGGUUCGACAACAUAUUUGCCGAUUUAAAAGCACAUGAGGACCUCGUUGAUAAAACAGUUAAUGCGGCUAACGUAUCGGAGGCAAAGGAGAUGAGAGAGAAAUUAGAGGACUGGAGACAGCAAGAAAUGGCCAAAUUAAAAAAGGAAGAGGAGGAGCGUACAAGCACCGAAUUUCGAGCCGUCCUGAGUGUCUUGAAAGUCGACGAGACUCACCAGAUCAAAGUAUUUGAUAAUCUCAUCUCUGAAGCAAACCGAAACCCCGGAUCCUGCAGUUGGAUACUCCAGCAAUCAAAGAUUCGAUCGUGGGCAAGAUGCGAACGCGAUACUCAAUUCGUUGUGCUCCAUGGCUUCGUCGGGAGUGGUAAAAGUGUCUUGGCAGCACAAAUCGCGACUUUUCUCCGUGCUUCAGAGCAAUCUUUGGUAGCAGCGCAUUUCUGCACAUACCUUUACCCCGAAUCGACAGACUACAACUCCAUAAUGCGGUCUUUGAUGAUACAAAUCAUUCGUCUGGAUCCUGAACUCAUUACUCUGUCGUAUGACUGGUUGAUCUUGAAGAAGAAAGCCCCAAGCAACACAGUUGUUGAACAACUUCUACGCUUCUUAGUCGAGGCCAUGGGCGCCUUGCCAGAAAAGCAAAAGACCCUUCACAUUAUUGUUGACGGGCUAGAUGAAUGCGAUGAUAGCAUGUUUCUCUGGGCAAAACUCGUCAUGGAGUACAUAAAUAAGAAUCUUUUUUACCACCGCGAUGAGAUUUUGAAGGCAGCGAUUAGUCUUCCUCGGGAACUCGGCGAAUUCUACGGUCGGAUGUUAUCGCAGAUUAUGGCCAAUUUUGAUGAGAGAUCUGCUCAACGAAUCAGCGCCGUCCUAAGCUGGAUUGCAUUUGCAAAACGGCCGCUCCGCUUAGCAGAGCUUUUGUCUGCUUUAGCAUUUGAUACGAACCAAGAGCAAGUUGACGAGCUAGUGCCGGCGUAUAUUCUCGAUAGGUGCGAGCCUCUUAUCCAGAAGCAGGCCGACUCUUCUUAUUCGUUUGUCCAUGUGUCAGUUAGGGACUUUCUCCAGAGCUCUGAUACAGCACUCUUAGUCACGGACAUCGAGUCGCAAAGGCGACAUGGGCUAGCUACCAUUCGUUGUCUAUUGUCUGGUCAGCAACUCUUUGCUACCUCAUACUCAGACUCUGAAAGAAUCUUGAGAGUUCUCCGUGGACUUCACGGCUUCCACAUGUACGCUACCGAGUUCUGGACCGACUACCUCUUAGCAUCUCUUGAGUUUGGCCAAGCUCAGUUUUUCGAUUCCGAUUUCUUUGCAUUAUCUUGUCGUCUGGCAAAAAGCUUCACGGGUUCAAAACCUGAUUGCGAAGCCACGGAUAGUAGCCUAUCAGACCCACGGCUUGCUCUGAUUCGACAGAAGGAUUACCGCUUGUACAAAAUGGUCAAGGUGGUGCUCCUAGAACAAAACAAAGAGGCAUUAGAAGUGGUUUCAAUCCAUGAUGACACUGCAUGUAUACAGCACGAUGAUACGGCAAGCGAUGUCAUUACUUUAAAGAAGAGGUAUCAAGAAACGAUUCAAAAGCUACUAAAUUACUCGACUUAUCCCGGUGUCUCCUUUCAGCAGCUUGAACAAUUCAAACAAAACUUUCGAACUUCAGCGUUUACCUGUCGACUCUGGUCAUGUCCACAUGCUGCUCUGGGCUUCAAUAACAUUGACAGCCUCACUCGCCAUGAAGCGGAACAUUCAAAGCACAUUUGCCGCGUUCAGGGCUGUCAAUAUCCGGUGUUCACCUCGGCAAGGUUACUGAAGAAUCAUGUGGCAGAGCACCAUACCAGUCCUGAUCAACGACUGAAACGAAGCUCGAUCAGGAAACGUCCUGCGCUCGUGAACCCGUCCGGCCGCGACAAUGUCACCCACAUGAUCGAGGCGCCAGAAGAUGAGCCCUACGUGUACACAAUCAAGUGUAUCUGUUCUUGGUCUGGAGUCGAGGGAAACACAAUCCACUGCGAGAAUUGCGACACGUGGCAACACAUAGAUUGCUACUAUCCUGAGAACCCGGAGGAGGCGCUUCAGGUGGAUUUCCCUCAUUCUUGUAAAGACUGCAAGUCCCUCGAGCCCCUAUCACAGACCGCAACAAAGCGUUAUACAAAUGGUUCACAGCGCAGGAAUGCAGAUAUGCUGAAACAAAAGAACAUCGGUACGAAGUCCAACAUAGCCUCACUACUAAACGAUUCCCCCGGUGCUCGACCUGCGGACAUUCCCCCUCAAGCAAACACCCACAAGGCCCAAGCGAAUCCUCUUCCGCCUCCUCCUAUUCCUCCUAUUUCUCCUAUUGAGGCUCAGUUCUCCCAGAUGGCCCCGCAGAUGGCAUCGUACGACGCGGCCCCAAAACACUUUAUCGAUCCGAGUAUUCAGGAUUACCAAAUGGAACUAAUGCGGAAAGAGAGGCGGCAGCGAGAAAGUGAUGGGCUACACCAGACGGCCAUCGCUGCGCAGAAAAGCAGGCAAGAUGAAGAUGGGCGCCGACCUCUCAACAAUAACAAUCAGCCAGCUAGCGAACAGGGCCCAUCAAUUACGCUCACACAUUACGGCAGUGAAAUCGUCCCCAAACUCGACCGCACGAUGACUGACGUGUACGACGAUGAGUUUUACGAGGAUAAGACCGGAUGGACUACCGACAAUGGGAGUUUAAACGAUGAAUUCAAGUUGUUUAACGACGAUGAAUUGAAUCAUGAGGAUGACUUGUUUACCACCAACACAUCGUCCAACGCCUACGACUUGUUCAACGAUGAGUCGUCUCACGACGAUGCGUUCAAAUUGUUUAACGAGUUUUAUAACCCAAGUCUUACGACCAAUUCAUCGCCACAGACGAACCUGUCGACGGCUGAAUCUAGCGACGUCUUCAAUCAACGCAUCAGUGCCGCGAAUAGCCAGCGCCUCAACACCAUCCAGAACUCGCCCUCGUCGAGUACUUCCCAAGAUACUUCUCCCUACCGCCAGCAUCCUCCACUGCCUCCUUUGCCACUUCACGACUCGGCUUCACAGCCGCGAAUGUCCAGCCAAGGACGCAAUGCCCUCUACUACUAUAGAGAUCCUCUAGAUUAUAGAGAUCCUCGAGAUCCUCGAGACACCACUCCCCAACCACCACAGAAACCGGCGCGGAUUCAAGCAGCAGAACAGCAGCGGCUUAAAACCAGAUAUCAAAACGGCCUCCCACUUCCAAUUCCCCCCCAUCUAAAAGUCGAAGGCCCUCGUCCUCCACCUCCACCUCCACCUCCACCUCUACCUCCAACGCCGCCUUUAAAAGCUGCAGGCUUUCCGUCUACACUGCCAGAUUCCACUCCCGCAAACAAGAUACCAUACCCUUCUGUUAUAUUUCCUUAUGGUUUGAACCUGACUGCUUCUCCUCCACUAGCGCUGCCUCCUCUUGUGAAAAAUUUCCUCCGAGAGAGAACCUGCAACUUCUGUUUAUGGAAAAAGAUCAAGUGCGACGGCAUCAACCCUUGCGACAGCUGCGUUACGAACGGGCUUUUCUGUGCCUACAAGACAAUUUAUAACACGAACGAAGGAUGA
Molecule: messenger RNA, 4062 nt
Organism: Trichoderma aggressivum f. europaeum
Lineage: Eukaryota; Fungi; Ascomycota; Sordariomycetes; Hypocreales; Hypocreaceae
Product: transcriptional regulator family: Fungal Specific TF
Exons: 7
Coding region: 1-4062 (1353 amino acids)
Biological process (GO): regulation of DNA-templated transcription
Molecular function (GO): DNA-binding transcription factor activity, RNA polymerase II-specific; zinc ion binding
Source: RefSeq, a predicted model, not a curated record